Molecule: messenger RNA, 1176 nt
Organism: Ochotona curzoniae (black-lipped pika)
Lineage: Eukaryota; Metazoa; Chordata; Mammalia; Lagomorpha; Ochotonidae
Product: polycomb protein EED-like
Exons: 9
Biological process (GO): negative regulation of transcription by RNA polymerase II
Cellular component (GO): ESC/E(Z) complex
Molecular function (GO): nucleosome binding; protein binding
Source: RefSeq, a predicted model, not a curated record
GUUACCUUGUAUGAAUGUCACUCACAAGGAGAAAUCCGGUUGUUGCAAUCUUAUGUGGAUGCUGAUGCCGAUGAAAACUUUUAUACAUGUGCGUGGACCUAUGAUAGUAAUACAAGUCAUCCUUUGCUGGCUGUUGCUGGAUCUAGAGGCAUAAUCAGAAUAAUUAAUCCUAUAACAAUGCAGUGUAUAAAGCAUUAUGUUGGCCAUGGAAAUGCUAUAAAUGAGCUGAAAUUCCAUCCAAGAGAUCCAAAUCUUCUCUUAUCAGUAAGUAAAGAUCAUGCUUUACGAUUAUGGAAUAUCCAAACGGACACUCUUGUCGCAAUAUUUGGAGGCGUAGAAGGGCACAGAGAUGAAGUUCUAAGUGCUGAUUAUGAUCUUUUGGGUGAAAAAAUAAUGUCCUGUGGUAUGGAUCACUCUCUUAAACUUUGGAGGAUCAAUUCAAAGAGAAUGAUGAAUGCAAUUAAAGAAUCUUAUGAUUAUAAUCCAAAUAAAACUAACAGGCCUUUUAUUUCACAGAAAAUCCACUUUCCUGACUUUUCUACCAGAGACAUACAUAGGAAUUACGUUGACUGCGUGAGAUGGUUGGGUGAUUUGAUACUUUCCAAGUCUUGUGAAAAUGCCAUUGUAUGCUGGAAACCUGGCAAAAUGGAAGAUGAUAUAGAUAAAAUUAAACCUAGUGAGUCUAAUGUGACUAUUCUUGGGCGAUUUGAUUACAGCCAGUGUGACAUUUGGUACAUGAGGUUUUCUAUGGAUUUCUGGCAAAAGAUGCUUGCAUUGGGCAAUCAGGUUGGCAAACUUUAUGUUUGGGACUUAGAAGUAGAAGAUCCUCAUAAAGCCAAAUGUACAACACUGACUCAUCAUAAAUGUGGUGCUGCUAUUCGACAAACCAGUUUUAGCAGGGAUAGCAGUAUUCUUAUAGCUGUUUGUGAUGAUGCCAGUAUUUGGCGCUGGGAUCGACUUCGAUGAAAUUCUUUCCUAAUCAAAAUUAGAUUGUGUUUGCCUUUGUAAACUAGAAUUAAUGUAUCUUGCUAGUAAGGGCACAUAGAGCAUUUAGAGUUGUAUUUCAGCAUUCAAUCAGGCUGAGCUGAAUGUAGUGAUGUUUACAUUGUUUACAUUCUUUGUACUGUCUUCCUGCUCAGACUCUACUGCUUUUAAUAAAAAAUUUAUUUUUGUAAA